Messenger RNA from Umbelopsis ramanniana AG, 1290 nucleotides. RefSeq lists its product as uncharacterized. The record is from RefSeq and is a predicted model, not a curated record. The transcript is spliced from 2 exons. Gene Ontology annotation, cellular component: endoplasmic reticulum membrane. NCBI's taxonomy places the organism in Eukaryota, Fungi, Mucoromycota, Umbelopsidomycetes, Umbelopsidales, Umbelopsidaceae. Gene Ontology annotation, molecular function: protein binding. The coding region runs from base 130 to 1122 and encodes 330 amino acids. Gene Ontology annotation, biological process: ERAD pathway.
CUGGAAAUGGACAUGGAUCCCACUAGUGCUUAUUACUUGGGUGGAUGGUUUGAAACCAGGAUGAAUGACGCUAAGGUAAGGACUAGCUGAAUUUAUGGGGAUUUCACUGGUAAUCUAUUUAAAUGUAAGAUGACUAAAUUAAUCAAAAACAAGCGUGCAUUUCAACACUUUGAGUCGGCUGCACAUCGAGGGCAUACAAAGUCUAUGUUAAAGAUUGCCGCCAUGUAUGAGGUCGGAAAAGAGGCAAUGGAAGAAAAUCCUACUAUGACUCCAGUAUACCCGAGUCGGAACGCUGCGAAGGCUUUUGAAUGGCACAAAAAAGCUGCCGACGGGACAGUCGCGGCAGAUGGGCAAACAAUAGGAGCACCCGAUGCCGAAGCCUGCUAUAUCGUCGGCACCACCUACGCUGCAGGUUCAGAAGAAGCCGAUGUUGUCAAGGACUAUGACAACGCUCUCAUGUAUUUUCAAAAGUGCAUGCUUACCACAGCAGCACAUAUUGACUUUGACUUUUCCCAUGGCGAUGACCCCAACGACCCAUUAUUACAACGCAAGCCACUGCGUAGUUAUCCCCCACACACACGCGAUGAACGGUAUUUCUGCAGUGCAGCUUUUCAGGCGGGGUUGAUUUAUCUAGGAGGAUCUGGAGACCAGGAACAUGCAGCCCUUCAUGUUAACGAGCCAAAUCCUGUUCUGGCAGUCGAAUAUUGGAAACAAAGUGCUAUGCUUGGACAUGCUCAGUCAUGCUUCAACAUAGGCGUGAUGUACGCAAAUGGUAUGGGUGUCACGCAAGAUGUUUGGCAAGCUGGGCGCUGGUUUGGUCGUGCCAAAAAAUUGGAUGGUAUUGGCAAUUUGGAUGUACCACCUGGCGUGGAAGUAGUGGAGUGGCACGCAUCCAGGCCGUCAAGUGACCACCAAAACAAGAAGGCAAGUGACACGCGCAUCUCAGGCUCAACCGGGGCUGCUGGUACUUCAUCUACCAGAAGAAGAAAGAGGAAGUCUAAACGAAGAGGUCGUCAGCAACAACAUGAUCAAGAGCUCGUAAAAUGGGUGCUUGGAGUAGGAUCCGUAGUAGCUGUAGCUGGUGUCAUAACUUGGUGGGCCAUGCGUAAAAAAGAUCAGUAGGAUAAUAUAUUCACCCUACCCAAUUUUUUUCCUUGUUUUCCCUUUUCCUGCCACCCCUACCCAUAAUAGACUUUUUUGUGUAAAGGAAAAUCCACCCUGUGUAAAUUUCCCCACAUCUUUACAACUCUCAUCCCUGACCUCCGUGGUCUUCCCAAAUGAAGAAAAUGC